AUGCCUCGAUCGUUCAUCGGUUCAAUUGUCCUAUUAGUGGGUUAUGCUGUUUUGUGCGACGGUCAAGAUACCAGUGCUCUGAUUUCCGGCAUCUUGGGCAGUCUAACAUCCACGACUAAAGAUCGAGGCUGUCCUGGGGAAUGCGUUCACGCAAUCACCUCUCUGCUGUGCGAGCAAAUUCUCGCCGACGGUCAGUGUGGUGCCGCGUAUCUGCGUUGCUGUGUCGCAUCAAGCGGCGAUACAAGCUCAAAGGAUACCAAAGCGCCAGCUCUUGAGAAUCCUCCCGCAGUUCAGCCCCAAACCACUUUAGAAGCCAACGUGACCGAGGGAGCUUUAGACAAACGGGUCGAGCCGGACGUGCCGAUUCUGACAAUCGCGGCGUCGAACACCUCCCAAACAGAAUCUCAACUCAAAGAUGAAGUCUCGACCGACGCUUCCGAUUCGAAUAAUUGUCCCGGAGCUUGUGUUUCGUUCACGUCGUACUGUCAAACUCGCGUACCGGAAGGACAGUGCUCGGAGGGAAUGAUUUGCUGUCUCCAAGAGGACUCGCAGAAAGUGAUCGAAAAGAAAUCCGGGAAUCCCAUCGAAUGUCCGGGCAGCUGCGUUUCCUCCCUGUUCAGUUUGCUGUGCGACAAAGUUGAUUACACUGCAACUUGCUCAUCGGGCGGGGCGUGUUGUCUCAAUCCGGAACCGACGACUACGGAGUCUCCGACGCUUCCUCCGUUCCAGCAGUGUCCCGGGAGAUGUCUCCCGAACUUCAUGCACAACACGUGUCGAGGCCAAGGGAAAUACGUGGUCAACUCUCAAACGAACUGUCCCCCGUCCACAAUCUGCUGUUCAGGUGCUCCGAACGAAGUUUACACGAACGAUCGCGGUCCCGACGGUCCGGGAAUCAUCCUUACUGGUCCGAACAGCCCCCAUGCCCCACCGUUCCCGCCGUCGACGGCCUUCAGUCUACCGCAGAUGAGCAAUUCUCAAUCGCAAACAUCCAAUUCGAACCAACAAGCUCACAAUACCGCCGAAAUGUUUGGAGUGCCGAGGCCGAUACGGGAGGAAACGGUCGGACCCAUCACGAGCGCCGAACUCGUGACGAAAAUCGCCAGUACGAUCCAUUGCCCGGGCAGUUGCAUAGCUCCUCUGAUGAAGUUCACCUGCUUCGGAUCAAACAACGUUUAUCCCCAUUUCAAGUGCACCGAGGGCUACGUCUGUUGCGCAGAUACAGGAGAUGCGAAACGAAUCCUCGGCAACGCGAUAAUUCUCUACCAAGUAGGAUCUCUUUCGCAAUCUGAGCAUACGAUUCCACUGAGUGAACCGGACAGACCGAUUUUCGAGUCUCGGCCGCCCUCCUCCUCUGGAAACUAUCUCCCAGUGGAUACGAACAAACUGAAUCCAGCUAGUGAGCCCCAAGAAUCACAACUGCAGCCGGUUAAUGUUCGAGUCCCACCGUCCCACCACAGUUAUGCACCUCAGUCGUCCGCGAAACCCUCUGCGGGGUCGGCCUCGGCUCAAGCCGGAUUCGUGCCCGCUUUCAAGCCGAGUCAGAAGAACGCGAUGCAGUCUCCCUCGAAUUCCCCAUCUCAGGAAAGCGGUCACCAGGUGCCCUCGAUGCCAACACCCCCGCCGCCGCCGUCGAAUGCUCCGCCGGUACACCUUCCUGUCAAGCCACUCCCGCAACCACCAGCUCCGCCGUUGACGGUGCCACUCCCGAAUGAGAAACCGAAGACACCCGCAUUCCAGAUUAAGGUUCCCAACCGAGGAACCUUUCUGGGAAGCAAGAACUUCAAUCGUCCUUUCAAACCGAUAGUCAAUUCGAACUCGGCCAACAACGCGGGCAGAGUAUCUCCGCCGGUGCUGACCAGCGGGGGUUUCGUCCCUGCGUCCUCACCGGCCACAUCGACACCGAUCUCGCAUCCCAGUCCGCCGCAGAGAGCUCCGAGCCCAACAAAGACCGUAGUGAGAGACUCUCUCAGUUGUGGUCGGAGAGGAGGUUCGCGCCAGCAGCGUGUGAUCGGUGGCAGGGACGCUCAGCAUGGGGAAUGGUGUUGGCAGGCUGCGAUCUACAACGACAAAGGACAGUACGUCUGCGGGGGUGCGCUCAUCGGACCUCAAUGGAUCGUCACCGCCGCUCAUUGCGUCACGAAGUACGUCCGGAACGGGGACACUUUCUUCGUUGAAGUUGGGUCCGUUGAUCUCACAGCCCAGCACGGACACAGUCGUAAGAAAGCUUGGGCCAGCUACAUACACCACAACUACAACGAAAACACCCUUGACAAUGAUGUCGCCCUGGUGAAAGUCCUCAAUCCUUUUAACGUCAACACGAGCUCAGCGUGCAUCGUGUGUCUUCCGGGAAAACACGGAUCGAGAGUCGAUCAAUUGGACAGAUGUACCGUAACAGGCUACGGAGCUCUUCAUGAAGGCGGGCCUAUUGCCAUGAGAAUCCGAGAGGUCAAUCUGCCAAUGGUCGAGGAAAGAGACUGCAUUUCGAAACUGAGCAUCGCAACCGAAAAACAGUUCAAACUCCCCACGAGCACCUUCUGUGCAGGAGGCGAGGAAGGGAGUGACGCAUGCCAGGGCGAUGGCGGCAGUCCCAUGGUUUGCGAUAUGGGCGGCUUCUACGAGCUGAAGGGCUUGGUGUCCUGGGGAUUGGGUUGCGGACGUCCAGAUGUCCCUGGAGUUUACGUGAAAGUGUCCUCUUUCAUCGGAUGGAUCAAUCAGAUCAUCAGCGUCAAUACGUCCUAAACGACAUCGUCGUCGUGUAAGCUGUAUAUACGACAACCCAUGAGCUCCCAAGUUCGGGAAGUCCCGACGUGAUGCUUGCGCUCUCCAAAUGUAAUUUUAUACAGCCUCUAGAACAAAAGUUCCCGAGACGGGAGCCUGGAACCCCUUGGGGGUCCCUCUCCUCGGGGCUCUGAAGAUAGAAGAAAAUGAGUUAUGUUGUGAUCCUUCGAAAUAAUAUAUUCGAUG
This is a messenger RNA of Galendromus occidentalis (western predatory mite), 2964 nucleotides long. Its product is annotated as trypsin-like serine protease domain-containing protein masquerade. The record is from RefSeq and is a predicted model, not a curated record. Gene Ontology annotation, biological process: proteolysis. The transcript is spliced from 7 exons. Lineage: Eukaryota; Metazoa; Arthropoda; Arachnida; Mesostigmata; Phytoseiidae. Gene Ontology annotation, molecular function: serine-type endopeptidase activity. The coding region runs from base 1 to 2739 and encodes 912 amino acids.